UCUAUGAAUCAAACAUUCAUUCUCUACUCUACUCUAAGUGGACGUCAUUUUCUCCUUCUUUUGGUUGGCUGAUAACUUCUUCCCUUUUUUCCUCUCAGGUGUGACCAGCAGAUAUGGCGGACAGUUUGAAGGCACGAUUUGAUUUCCAAAGCCCCGUCAUACAAGCCCAGACGGUGAGGACUCUCGUUGCUGCUGUCCUGAAAGAGAAAGGACCAAAUGGACAGAUUACACAGUCCUCCAUACAGGGUCCAGCGCUGGAGGCUCUGUGGCAGCAGUGCUGCUCUGACUCUGCUCUGGUGCGUUCAGCCUGCUGUGACGCCGUGGUGCUGCUGGCGGAUCAGGGACACGCAGACCUGCAGCACGUCCUCAACAGUGUGCUCAACCUCCUGCCCUCUGCCAGAAACGUCCAGGGGCUCAUAAAGGUGAUUGGACGGCUGCUGCAGAUGCAGGCGGAUCAGAGAGACGGAGGAACGCCCUUCACCUGUCCGUACUCCAUCAGGAACAGCCCUCACCCGUUCAUCACGGUGCUGGAGAACCGAGCGGACUGCUGGCCGGCUCUGCUGCUGGAGAUUGAUGAUUUCAUCCAGCAGGCUGCUGACAGAAAUGAAGCGGCCUACAUCGCCAUGCUGGUUCCAUUCCUGCGGUACCUCUACUGUGAACCUCAGAGGCAGCCUCAGCACGCCCUCCUCAGACACGGUCUCCUCAGGGUGCUGCUGCCCAAACACCCAGGAUCAGAGCAGGGACAGACCUCCUCCGUGUCUGACAGCAUGCUGCUCUGCCUCUGUCAGCUGGUGCCUCACAUGCAGGUGGACAGCGUGGAGGCGGUGCUGGAACUGUGUGGAUUCGUCGACGCUCUGCUUCAGGGUCUCGUCUCGUCCUCUGAGGAGCGCUGGAGGUCUGAGAAGGUCGUUCUUCUUCUGCAGCUUCUGUGCGCCUGCCAGCUCUGCCUCAAGCUCAACGGGGACUGCCGCCCUCUCCUCAGCUCGAUGCAUCAGCUCGUGUCCGUCUGCCGACAGGAGCUGCCAUUGGACGAGCUGCUGAUGGGCGUGGCCCUGCUCCUGUUAGAGGCUCCUGCAGAGCAGCAGAGCAGCCUGCUCAGUCUGGCUCUGAGUUUAAUCCCUGAGGAGUCUGAGCUGUCCCCCUGGAUGAGUCCCGUCCUGGUCCUCCCCGUCCUUCAGCUCCUGUCCUGCUUGAGCCUCACUGAAGCACUAGCCGACCGACGGAUUCACAAGCUCAACCAGGACCUGGCCCACAAGCUGCUGCAGAGAAUCAGCAGGGAGACGGAUAAACCUGGACAGGCUGCCCCUCCUCUGCCUCUUCCUCUGAGCUCCUGGUUCAGCGAACUCAGCGUGGCCAUGUCUGUGCUGCGUAAACUGGCGGACGAUGAAGCCGCUGCAGCUGAUUGGCUGCUGUCCGUCAGCUCCGCCCUCUCCUUGUCGUCCAGCCAGCAGCGCCUCUCGUCCCUCACCCUGAUGGUGACGCACGCCAUACUCACAGGUCAGGAGGACGUCUGCCAGCUGGCUCUGAACGCCGGCCAGGCCAUCGCUGCAGCCGACCCCUGCCAGGUUCCCUCCCUUCUUCCUGUCCUGAUGUUCAAACUGGGGAGAGAGAAGAAUCCAAACGUGUCUCACGCUGUGCUGAACUGUCUGCCCAACCUCGGGACUCACAAGCUCUGUGUCCCCAUGCUGCUGCAGACCCUCCACAUGCUGGCCAGCGCCCCCAAGCUGAGAGCAGUGGCGAUGCGCCUCAUGACUGCCCUGUGGAAGAAACAGGACCGAGUGUACCCGGAGCUGCAGCGUCUGCUGGGCCAGCAGGACAGCAGGGUGGUGGUGGGGAGGGACGCUCAGUGGGAGCAGAUCCUGGCCAGAGCUGCCUCCGUCAGAGACGUCUGCAGAGAGAGGCCUUACCAGCACGGAGGAGACAUGUUGGCUGCCAUUAAACUCACUCUGAAUCAGUGCACCCGAUCGGACACGGCAACCCCGGCUGCUCUCGCCCUGCAGGGACUACAGGAGCUGUGCAGAGCCGAGGUGGUGGACAUGGUCUCCACCUGGAGGAGUCUGGGUCCUGAGCUGAGCUGUGACUCUCGUCCUCUGAUGGUCAAAGCCACAGCGGAGCUCCUGGCUCUGGUUCCACAACUCGCUGUCAAGUCAGAGCAGUACGAGAAACUAAAAGAGGAGGUGGUCAGCUUUCUCUGGAAUUACGCCGUGAGCAAGGAUCCAGAGGUGGCCAGCUGUGGGUUCAGAGCUUUGGCUGGUUUUACAGAAGACGUCCACACAAUCAACCUCCUUCCUGAGGCAGCCAGACCGGCCAUCAAUCUCCCUGAAAGUGACGACGACGAACAAGCAAAGGAGAAAAAAGAAGACGAAGAAGAAGAAGAGAAGGACCUCUCUGUACCAGGUUCAUCGUACGUGAAGCUCAUGGCUCUGACUCCUGUACCUGUCCUACCAGCCUUCCAGCUCUUCCUCACCUCGCUGGUGAAGCAGGAGAUGAGCCAGAUGCCUCGGGGGGUCUACUUCUCGGCCCUGAGGGGGGGCAACCUGCGCUCGGAUCAGGGGAAAACGGUGGCAGGGAUCCCGUCGUUCAUGCUGAAAACCUACGAGAAGAACAAGCAGCCGGGGCUCAAACCUGGACUAGCAGCUGGCCUGCUGCUGUGUUACGAGCUCCCCGUGCAGACGGAUCGUGAAGGCAGACCAAUCGAUCGUUUCCUCGUCAGCCGCAGCCGCAGCUACCAGCAGAACUUAUCCUCUCUGAUUCAUGAGGUGAACAUCCAGCCGUCUGAGUGGCACCGUGCUCUCCUCCUUCCUCAAGCCUGGAGAGGAUUCAUGAGCCGAGCUUUCCACGCCGCCCUGCAGGGUCGUCGUGCAGAUCUGGAGUUGCAGCAGAAACAGGGCAAAGAGGAUCCACAGGAGCUGCAGUACAAACAGCACUGUGCCUGGCUGUGGGCCAGAGAUCAGCUGACAGACGUCAUCAAAGCCGCUACAAAAGACAGCCCUGUUGUUCAGGGGAACUCCAUCCUGGCUCUGAGCGGCCUGGCUGCCGUCCUCGCUAAAUAUGAGAGCAACCUGCCAGCUGACGGAGACGGCGGUCUCGGGGCUGGUCCAGAGUUUGUCCCCACGUCCAGCUGGUUGUCGAUGGUCCUCAACACGCUGCUCAGCAUCGGCAGCAGCAGCUACAAGCCCUCAGGACAGGUGUUCCCGUGGUUCCUACACCGCUCAUACUCAGGUGAGAACACAGCGAGUGCCAUCGCUCGCUCCUGUGCCAGCCUGGCGUUGUCCCUGCUCGUCCCGGUUCUGGUGGUGUGGCAGAGGGACGGUCUGGUCCAGGUCCUGUCAGCGCUGCAGGCCGGUCUGCCGGGUUCUCCGAACGCUGACGACUCCCAGGCCGUCCAGUUCCACUCGGGCCUCGCUCUCGGCAUGGUGCUGUCCAGUCUGCACCACCAGCGCCUCAGCGAUGUCUCCGUUCAGAAGGACGCUGAUCUCCUCCUCGGCUCUCUGGAGGCUUUGGAAAGUUGCUCCUUCAACCCAAACCUGGAGUACAAUACCGGCUGCGUGUUGGGUCUGGCUCUGGUGCUCUCGGCUCUCUGCAGCAGCGGACAGACGGACCAACACGUCCACGUCACCCGAACACUCGACAAACUCCUGAGCAGCCUGCAGGAGAGCAGCGGGCAGGGACGCAUGCAGCAGGAGGUCUUGGCGUACUCUGUGGCGUGUGUGGGUGUCUCGGCCUUCAGUGGAGGUAUCAUCGACGCCGCAAAGGCCGAGGAGGUCAUGAGCAGCCUGCGCACCCUGACCGAGGAGAGCCAGCAGACUCCAGGCUUCUCUCUGGCGCUGGGUCUGGUGGUACACAGCCUCUCACUGUCCGGUCACGGUAAAGCUGAAGACAUCCACCCUCGUCUGCUUGCUGCCUGGAUCAAGAUCCUUCUGGCCGAGGGUUGUCCCACGAUGCAGCGUCUGGCUGCCGUGAACGGUCUGGUGGCUUUAGUCGGGUCAGAGAGUUACCUCAUCCAGUUGUCGAGUGAGCUGGAGCUCUCCUCUCAGCAGCAGAGCCGACUCAACGAGGUGAUACGAGCCAUCACACAGAUCAUAACGUUCUCAGGAGCCAUCGGCCUGCAGUCUAACAGCGCCUGUUUGGUGGCUCAUUUACAUUUGGCCCACAUGUCGACCAGUCACACUCACACAGCAGUUCCUCAGGAUUUCAGUUACCUCUCGGAGAAGAGCGCCAUCAGAUCCAUCGUUGACUUCCUCACAGAGGCAGGAAAAAAAGGUCCAGAGUUCUCUCAUCCCGCUCUCGUUAAAACGGCUCUGACUCCUCUGGCGUCAGUCGGAUCCAGCUUCCAGUUUCCUCCGAUCAACUGGAGCGCCGUCCUGUCUCCGCUGAUGAGACUCGGCUUCGGAGAGGACGUUCAGCAUCAGUGUUUGGUUCUGGCAGCGAGUCAGGCUCAGACAUCUCAGAGUGCGUCUCUGUUUCUGGGCUCCUGGCUGUCUCCGCCCCUCGUGCACAGCCUCAGUUUCCAGACUCGAUCUCACCUGUACGAGUGUCUGGGUCUGUGGAUGAAGCACGUCGCUGAGGACAAGCUGCAGGUCUACCUGGAGAGUCUGGGUCUGCAGCAGUUCCAGGACGACCUCCGACCUCAGCGUGUGUCCCUCUGUCGCUCCGUGGUGCAGGGUCUGUCUCAGGCCAUGGCCCUCCCAAACCCCCCCAACAGCUGCUGGACCAUCCUGAGCUCCACCACCGAGAAGAUCUUCUCCGUCCUGCCGAACCACAUCCAGGAUGAUGAGGUGGAUCUGUACGUGGGAAUCUCCAAAUGUCUGUCUGAGAUGUCUGAUACAGAGAUCGACCGGAUCGCUCGAGUCACAGAGACUCAGAUGGAGAAGACGUGUUUCGUCCUCUGCUACUUGACCUCCCAGGGCAGAGUCCCCCUCCUCAGUCUCAAUGACAUCAUCGCCGGCGUGCUUCGAGGUUGGCCGAGCAGCAGAGUCGGCUGGCUCCUCCUGCAGACAUUUUACCAGUGUCGCCUGGCAACCAACGCCAACACAGGCGUUCUUAAACGGAUGGAGUGGCUGCUGGAGCUGAUGGGACACAUCAGAAACGUCGCCUACGGAGCAACCUCCGUCACAUGUGGAGACACCAAACUGGCCACAGACUUUCUGUUUCAUCUCUUUUCUGCUGCUGUUGUUUCCUGGGGCGACCACUUCAUGCCCCUCCUCCUCGGCAUCAGGGACAGGUGGUUCCCGUGGCAACAAGGAUCCAAGCCCCAAACUCUGCAGCACAGUCUGUACGGCGGGGAGUCGUUCACCGAGCUCGCCCUGCCCCAGUGCAUGCUGGGAGUGUCCCACAGUCUGCCUGUGCUGCUGGACAAAGAGCCGUGGAGCGGACAGACGCACAAAUUCAUAGACUGGCUCCUCAGCAUCACAGAAGGUCCCGAGCUGAGUCUGUCGUCAUCGACCAUCAACACCGCCAAAGCCGCUCUGUUGGCCCUGAAGUCCUCCAACGAGUUCAAGAAGAAAGCCGUGUGGACCAAAGCGUAUGGAUGGUAGCGCCCAGGGAAUUUUAAGAAAACAGACUUGUUACCGUGGAAACGCAUACAAAGGAUCUUCAGGAGAACACGAUGGGAGCUUGAACACACUCAGACUGCAUCUUUGACCCGGCCGCAGAAAUGACUUCACACUGCUACAUUCGCUGCUGCCUCACAGACUGAACGCCAUUAAAAGUUCAUCAUUAAA
Messenger RNA from Labrus bergylta (ballan wrasse), 5723 nucleotides. It is a transcript of the gene focad, whose product is annotated as focadhesin. The record is from RefSeq and is a predicted model, not a curated record. Gene Ontology annotation, biological process: regulation of post-transcriptional gene silencing. Lineage: Eukaryota; Metazoa; Chordata; Actinopteri; Labriformes; Labridae.